UUGACGCGAAAUUCAAACUAUAGAGUAACUGGCGCUUUUUCCCUUCUCUGCUUUCAUUAGUUAUUGGCGUCUGAGUUUGACCGCGUAAAACGAAUAUGCUCAGUUAGUGGACGAUAAGACGCGGCAGAGCAGCUCUAUUCAAUCAUUUGCAAGGCUCUUGUAAGGACUUGGAGCUUUAUUUUUGAGGUAAGACAGUUUUCAGACUUUAGAACCAUGAAGUGCCUGAGCCGCAGCAGAGCCUCAGCAGAGAAGGCUGAACCGGAAACGAGCGCCGAGUUAAAGAGCCUGGAGAAAAGCGCGCCAUCUUCCUGCGUGUCGUCCUCCAUCUCUCAGCAGCAGCUCAGCGAGCCCACAGGACCUCAUAACAAGGAGAACUGCAAAAAAAAGCCCUGUGCUGUAGAACUCCUGUCUGAUGAUGAAGCUCUCUUGGGCAGCCAGAGUCUCACAGAAGACAGCGGCUACCUCUCCCUUCAUAACAGCCAGCUUGAGCAUUUUGAUGGAGAUACAAACUGUACAGAGUCUCAGGAGAGAAACACUGAGAAAAAAGAGUGCAGACUGUCCCCGGUUCAUUCUGAAUCUAAAUCAAGGUGCCUUCCUGUUCUCAAGUUUCAGGAGGAGGUGUGCAGACAGCUGGCCAAAGGCUACAUGCAAAGCCAAAGCUAUGACUGGACUGUCAUUAAUAAGCUAGCUAAGGACUAUGGCCUCCAUAACAUCAUUGGAGUAAAGAUGGGACUGGAGUAUGUAGAUAUUCUUUGUGAACUGUUGAAGAAAGACAUGAAGCACAUCCUGACCAGGAUCUUGGGCCUACUUGGGGAGCUCGACUUAAUAAACUGUAAAAAAGUGAGCAAGACAUGGCGUAAAAUCAUUCACGAAGACCAGAAAUCCGUUCAGAGAUGCCGAGAAGCAGAGCAAUUGGAACUGCUAAAGGACUCGGAAAGGUCAACAGGGUCUUUAACCAGAGACUUUGGCCUUAGUAGGGUGGUAUUUUCUUGUCUACAGAGGUUAGCUUCAACACCAGUGCACAAACCCACAAAGAAGACCCACAGUCAUACAGACAGUGUGCACAGAGCAUCCAAACCAAGCCGCUUUGCAGAGUUUCAUGAGGCUACUAAAAACCUAAAAGGGCAUGAGUCACUGAGGAGCUGCCGUCUUUGUGGUUCUCCUGCACGGUUCGACUCGGCCAUGAAAAGGGCAGUGUGUAUGCGGCCCAGCUGUGCUUUCGACUUCUGCUCGACAUGCCAGUCAGCAUAUCACGGGUCCACUGCAUGCCAGAGGGGCAUAAUAAAGGCAUCAUCGUCACAAUGCCAGACUGUGCCUUUAGCAGGUUCUGCUCGCAGCAAACGCAGUGUCCGACGACUCUGAGUUCCACUAACUCAAAAGCACAAUUUGCACAUUUAAAAUUAGUCUUCAUUCCUAUAAAUUCUUUUAUGGUUGUUUUAUGUGGAUUUUUAUGUUUCUCAGUGUCCUUAAUGUGAAUUGUAUGUAGGUCACUUUGUCUGUUGUCCUAGCACACAUUUGUAAAGUACUGAAUGCCAAAAAAAAAAAGAAAAAAGAUGAAAGGACUGAACAGCCUUAUCCAUUGACACAGAAGAAAAUUUUAUAAGGUUUUAUAAAUGUAUUAAUGAAAUUACCAUUUGUGUGCCUUGUCUAAGCAAAAUGUAAAUAUUUACAUGGCUGAAUAAAGAGUUCUAUAUUUUUUUUA
Molecule: messenger RNA, 1702 nt
Organism: Clarias gariepinus (North African catfish)
Lineage: Eukaryota; Metazoa; Chordata; Actinopteri; Siluriformes; Clariidae
Gene: fbxo5
Product: F-box protein 5
Exons: 5
Coding region: 214-1362 (382 amino acids)
Biological process (GO): regulation of mitotic nuclear division; negative regulation of meiotic nuclear division
Cellular component (GO): nucleus
Molecular function (GO): protein binding
Source: RefSeq, a predicted model, not a curated record